Messenger RNA from Drosophila serrata, 4050 nucleotides. RefSeq names its product Reduction in Cnn dots 1 (gene Rcd1). Lineage: Eukaryota; Metazoa; Arthropoda; Insecta; Diptera; Drosophilidae. Gene Ontology annotation, biological process: positive regulation of transcription by RNA polymerase II. Gene Ontology annotation, cellular component: NSL complex. The record is from RefSeq and is a predicted model, not a curated record.
CAGUCAGCUAACGAAGUGGCAACGCCGCAAGGCACGCCAUAUUUUACAACAGCAAUUGCGAAAAUCGGUUUUUGUGGCGGAGCAAAACCGAAGAGCAAUUGGAACCACUUGUAAAAUCGUUUAAAAUCAGAGCGGGGCGUGUUAAAUAACAGGGAUUACCUGAACUCAAGGGGUUGGGGCGGAUUCAGAUGUUUAUCCAGCGCCGCAAGUGCACAACAACGACGUAGAAGAAGAAGCAGUCAACUGUAGACAGCUAGUGUAAAAAACGAAGUGACAGAAACAAAAAAUGAUGAAACAAAUAGUCGGAAAAAGCGGCAGCAAGCCGCAGCCUACGGAGGCUGCCACCGCCGGGGCAUCCGCAUCGAUAAUCACUUAUAGCCCGAGCAAAUUCCUCAACCGCGUUGGGCCAGGCGACAAUACAUACACCACACACAGCCACACUCACACCAGUGCAAGCGCAGCAGCAGCGAUGGCAACGGCAACGACAGCGACGUCGGUGAAGACGGCGGCGGCGAACAUAACAACAAAAACAAACAAAUCCCCUGCUGGCGGAGGUUUGACGUCGUAUUUUGUGGUAAAGGCCGGCUCCCUGGGCAGUGCAGCCUCCAUGACGGGCUCGAUCAAAGUCAGCAGUCCCCCAAAAGCUGGGUCAGCGGCAAAAACGCCGUCGCUGGUCAUCACAUCGCCGUCCCCGCCGACAGAGAGUUCCAGCACCAUUUCGGCUCCCAGUGAAUCGUCGUUUGGCGAGAAAAUGGAGCAUAGCUACAUCCGUGAUCCCGUUAUACGGAAUGAAGUUAACAAUGGCCUCGCACCCGCUAGGAAUAUACUGGUACGGCAUCCGCCGCAGUGUCCCAGUUGCCACACAUAUCCGCAACAAGAGGAUCCGACGGAGAUGCAGCAGGUACAUGUGCCGCCCUACGACGAGAUUGCCGCUAAGGAGGCAAUGAACGAAUGCGCUCGCAUUGCCAAAUACGUGAAGAACAACAAUUCCGAUGAGCAGGAUUGGGUGGCCCGCGUCAAUCAAUUUGGCUGGACACCCAUGCAGCAGCUCCUGUUCGAGAAGGUGUGCUCCAUCCUUGAUCAGGAUCAGUUGGCGCGUUUGGCCAACGACAAGCGUCAGCAUGAGGCCAUUCACCGCCGAGUGAGCGUGGAUAAAUCAGCCUCCCGUCUUCGCAAAGCUCUUGCCGGCGUAUCCUGGGAACCUCGGAUCACCCAAUGGCUGCACACGCUGCUCAUGGAGCAUCUGUCGGCUUCGUACAUGGCCUCCUAUCUGGACAUUCUGCAGACGCUGAAAACAAAGCUGCCCACACUGGUAGAUAAGAUGCUAUUCAGCCGCCCGCUUAAUAAUAGUCAGGAACUGCUGGCUCCAGUGAUGAAGAAACGCUGGGAACCAAAUAUAUUGCCCAAGGGACGUCAAUUAUCGCACAACGCCAUCAUAGUUGUGCUCCCAACCAUGCCCACCAGUGGCGUUGUCACCGAGCGCAUGCAGAAAUGGUACCAGGCGCUCGCUACCAUCACCCAGGUCGUACAGAUCACGCUGCCCAACUCGAACAACAGAAUGGCGAAUCAAAAUCUCGACCAGGUGGCUGAAACCAUUGUAUCCCUCACGCGUGUCAGGAUACAUGAAUUGCGCACUGACAAUCCCAACCGUGGUAUCAUUCUCGUCGGCUUUAAUGCCGGAGCGUCUUUGGUCCUGCAAGUUGCCCUGUCGGAAAGUGUGGCCUGUGUGGUUUGCAUGGGUUUUGCCUACAAUACAAUACGCGGUCCUCGAGGAUUGCCCGACGACCGAAUGCUGGACAUAAAGGCGCCCAUACUCUUCGUCAUCGGACAGAACUCGGCCCGUACUAGUCAGGAGGAGAUGGAGGGGCUACGCGAGCGUAUGCAGUCCGAGUCCUCGUUGGUGGUGGUGGGCAGUGCAGAUGAUGCGCUCAGAGUCCCCAAGAGCAAGCGGCGCAUCGAGGGCGUAACACAGGCCAUGGUGGACUAUAUGGUGGUGGAGGAAAUCUUCGAUUUUGUUAGUCGGACCUUGAACAAUCCCCCGGGACCUCGGAUGCCAACAUCACUGAUGCACCAGCCGGGCUACCAGCGUCAGCUGAAGCAAUUAACCCACGUCCUGGCCGAUGGAAAUGCCAACAAGGCAGUGCAGCAGAUGAGGAAGCGAAAGCUCAAUGAUGGCCAGGAGGACUUUGUGGGUCAGUCGGUCAAGACGAAGAUUGUAUCGGCCAGUCGCCCACACAAGCCGAAGCCGCCACGACUUAUUGAUCCGUUUGCUGUUAAGCGAAAGGGUAAAGUCUUCCGCCGCAGGGAGUCGUUAUUAAAGCCAUCUGUGGCUAUCCACUCCACUAACAGAUUUACCCCCAUCCCAACCCCCUUAGUUGGAAGACCCCGAACACGCCCCUUGGCCAAAGUUGGUGGCUCGGCGGUUAGCAUUAGUGGCCAGAAAGAUGCACCUCAUCAAGACAAGUCAAAUUUAAGCAGCGAAGAACUUAACCAAUCCAUUGAAUUCAUACUAGAUGACACCGAGGGCGGCGAGGAUGCAGCAGCUGGAGCUGGACCGGGAUCUAGCGGAGCUUUUCUACCAAAGGUUAUCAAACCGGGUGGCGUGCUGUCCAAACAGCUUCCUCCGGUCAAUCUGGCAGUCGGGACCAAAAUCAAGAUGAUACCCUCCAGCCAGUUCGUCCAGAUUAAAUCUCUGGGACCGCAGGGCAAGCUCAUCAACUACAAGCCAACAAGUGGACCCACCAGCACUUCUGCGGGCAACAUUGUAAAAUCACUACCGGGCCCAUCAUCAGCUGGUGGCCAGCAGAUCUUUACAGUGAAAACUUCAACGGGCCAAACGACACAAUUUACAACAGCGGGACCUUCGAGCUCUUCCACAUCAACAUCAUCAUCAACCGUGGGACAGCAGAAGUACACGGUGUUUAAGAACGCCAACGGCAUGACCAUGCUGCAACUUACUAAGCCCGCAACUAGCAGUUCUUCAGGAAAUGUGGAUCUGUCCAACAUCAUAGACAUGCCCAUUGUGUUUGCCGACAACGAAGGCAACAUCGCAGAUCAGCAGCAGCAGCAGCAACAGCUACAGCAGUUGGAUAAGGACAUAAAACCAGCUCCCAUAAGAAACACAAAUAAGGCACCUCUAAUUAUCAGUCAGAAGAUCAUUAAGGAGGCCAACAAGCCACCGGGAAUUGUCAAUAGCAGUGGCACCACCGCAAGCAAACCAGGUGGCGCUAACAUUGUGCUCAACAAGGGCAUGCAUCAGUUAUUUACCACCACACCGCCAUCGCCAUCUGGCACACCAGUGCCGGGCCAGAACAAAGUGCUCUACAUUAAUCGCAACACGAUGAAACCCAUGGGCAGUAUGGUGGCAACUGGCGCUCAUCGCGUGCCCAUACGUAUUUUGAGUAACCCAAAGACGGGAGCUGUGACUACCAGUAGUCCCCUGGUGGUGGAUCCCGCCACGGGAUCUUUGGUGCCCGGUGUUAAGGCCGUAAAUGUGCAUACAAUUAAGCCAACGGCUGCUACUAUCCGUCAGGUGACCACCACCAAGGCCUAUUCCCAGUUCCAAGUGAUCAACAGUAGCACACCGGGCACGCCUACUGCAGUUUCUGGCGAUGGCAAGUCUUCGAUUAGGAAUGUAUACUUUAAAUCCGCUGCCGGACUCAAGCAAGUGCCAGUACAGAUGCUUGCAAAUCGCUUAGCGCCAUCAUCACCAGCUAUUCAACAUGGAGGAGCUGCUGGUAUGCGUCGAGUGGUCAACAUCGGUACCGUAUCCAAGCUGGCCGCGGGACCAACUGGCCCCGACUCCAAGGUCAUCAAACUGCAGCCCACAACGGGGGCAAUAACUGCUACCAAGGUGGAGGCGACAACAACUGCUAGCCCAAUGCAGAGCAAGAAGUAGGAUUAGGAUUGUUAGAUGUGGGUUAGAUCGCAUUCUAUUUAAGGUAUAUAUAUGUAAAUAUGUUAAGUGAAACAGAAUUAAGUUUGGAAUUAUCAACGCGUUAAUUAUUUCAGAGUUUUAUUUCACAAAAAUAAAAAAAACUCUUAUAUUAA